Messenger RNA from Cydia pomonella (codling moth), 3699 nucleotides. It is a transcript of the gene Doa, whose product is annotated as serine/threonine-protein kinase Doa. Gene Ontology annotation, biological process: protein phosphorylation. Gene Ontology annotation, cellular component: nucleus. The transcript has 12 exons. Gene Ontology annotation, molecular function: protein kinase activity; ATP binding. NCBI's taxonomy places the organism in Eukaryota, Metazoa, Arthropoda, Insecta, Lepidoptera, Tortricidae. The coding region runs from base 389 to 3421 and encodes 1010 amino acids. The record is from RefSeq and is a predicted model, not a curated record.
UAUGAAAGGAUUUUUUCUUUAUACCCAACGCUCGUCAUCACCACAAGUGUUCACCCAAAACCCUGUCUGUUAGUCGUUCAUGAUAACGUUAGCUCGUGUACCUGUCGAAUGCAAAAUGCGGAACUAGAAUAAAGCGCGAAACGUCAGCGCGCCCGUUUGGGAUAACGUGCGGGACGGGUUUGGAUUGUAAACGCGCGUGCGCCUUCGCCCGUGAAGAUGUGCGCGAGAGACGGCGACCUCCUCGCGCUUGCGCCCGUUCUAUUUGCGUUCGCCUUCGUCAGUUGGUACGCCUUCAGUCAGUCGCGAAGCUCUGCCGGCCGCCUGGCGCGCUUCUCCCGACGCCCCGAAAUACUCGCCCGCCGCGCCCGGCCGCGCGCGAGCGCGAGCCAUGGCUGACCAACCGUCGCGUCCGCCUCCUAACAAUUUACUCUUCUGCGGGCCCCCGCCCGCCCUUCCGCCCGUUCUUCUCUUACCGGCAAACUACCCGCUCGCAACAAGCGCACUGCCUGCCCAACCUGACAGUGCCCCAAGUCUAACAAACAAUGAAAAUACUCUACACGAAAUAAACAACGUGGGUGUGCCAACUUACAACUCUCAAUUUGAAACACAUGCGGAUGACCCCGAGCUACAGAAGGACCUUUAUACGCAGCCUGUGUUACCAGCUUUCAAUAGCAAUUUUAGAAGAACAAAUAGUUUCGACGCAUCAUACAUAUACAAUGAACUAGAAAAUGAAAUUGAAAUUACACCACGGCUGUGUAGGUCUGAGCCAGACUUAUCUAAAUGUGGGUUAAUGGUUGAACCUGAAGUUUUUGUAGAAUAUGAACCCCACGACCCUGCUCCGCUCGUACUUAAUAAUCCGUUUUAUGACGGAGCAUACGCCCUAGGCCCCGCACAAUACAACCAGCCAAUAGUCAUGUUACCUGAUAAUUACAUGGCGUUUGAAGACUGCUUCGUGCCAACGUGGAAUUACAAACCAGAACAAUUUGUUGACAGAGAAAUGUAUUAUGACGGUUUACCUAUGAUACCGUCCAACGAUCCUUGGGCCAUUAUGCAGUAUGGUACAGACAAUGCUGCAUUUGAAUAUUACACUCCUCAUUACGACGAAAACGCAAUUGGAGAUCAUAAAGAUAUACAUUACAUGCCAUUGAAUGACAUUGAAUAUGCGAUACCUCAAUACAUGAGUUUGCCAGUGGUAGAAGAACCUAAAGUUGAAACGUAUACGGAUAGUCAACCGUCAGCAACAACAACUACUGGUUAUAACGAACAAACCGAAGACGACAAAUGUUUACGAACUGAACACGAUCAAAGUUUACGCACUGAAGAUGCAACAACAACUUGUCUUUCAAGUGUUUCUAAUCAAGAAAUUGGCGAUAGUGAAAAAGUCUGCGGUGUAGACUCUAUCACCGAUAACAGACAAUCAUCAGUCCAAAGUGAAGGGUCGUUAAUCGCAGAUACCUCGAUCGAUGUUACGUCAAGCUUGGCUUUCGUACCGACCAGCCAAAGUUCAGAGACGCCCCUCGGCGGCGACGCCACCAGCGAUGAUGACACAUCCCCAUCCUCCACCGACUAUCACGAGGCUUCUGCUCUCGACCUAGCUCAAAGUCUCGACGAACUGUCUUCUUGUGAAAGCACAGACUUUUCACAAAGUAGGGACGAGAUUUCGCCGCUUAUUCCUAAUCCACCAAAAUUUGACGAAAUAGUGCCAAGUGAUGUUAGUAACCGUGUGAAAGAUGAAAACUUAGUUUCAAAUAAAACAUCAGUUAAUAUUCCUAAUAAGCUCAUUCCAAAUAAUACCAAUGUGCCUAUAAUUAACGUAACUAAUAGUUUACCAGAUACAAUAGACUCUAAAACAGAUGUAACACCAGGCAUAUCAGUUGAAAAACACCCCAUUGUACCUGUCUCUGAAAAUAAUGAACAAGUUACAAAAGUGAGUGAAUCGUUAUAUUGUAUAAAUAAUAAUGAACAAAUCAUAGAAGCUAGUCAAAUUGUGAAUACCAGUGCUGCAAAAGUCAGUGUCCCCGAAAUAUCGCCCAUAACACCCCCGCAUCCGCCGGCAGUGCCGUCUUCUUGGUUAACUAACAAAACAUCGGUUUGUGACAAUGAGAAAGAUGCAGUGCCUUACACAUCACCUCAAAUACAAAUAGAACAUGUAGAGGCGUCAACAGUAGUGGAAAAGGAUGCUAAAUUUCCGCUAAACCAGCCAUCUUUCGAGAGCAAGCCGGCUCCAGCUGAACCCAAGCCUUCCUGCUCUUUUGUGCCACUUGUUGUACCACCACACGUGCCCCAAUUCAAGCCGAAAGAACCACCUAAAGAAGUAGAGAGUUCCCGCGCGCGCUCCUCCGUCAAGGACGACAAGGACGGACACCUCGUCUACUGGCCCGGAUAUGUCAUGGGAGCGAGAUACAAAAUCAUCGAUACGCUCGGUGAGGGCACGUUCGGCAAAGUGGUGGAGGUGAAAGAUUUAGAAAUGGAGCACAGGAUGGCUCUGAAGAUAAUAAAAAAUGUAGAGAAGUACAGAGAGGCUGCGAAAUUAGAGAUAAAUGUAUUAGAAAAGUUAGCUGAAGUUGACCCAGACUGUAAAAACUUAUGUGUGAAAAUGUUAGACUGGUUCGAAUACCACGGACACAUGUGCAUCGCAUUUGAAAUGCUCGGACAAAGCGUAUUUGAUUUCCUGAAAGACAACAACUACCAGCCGUACCCGCUGGAGCAGGUGCGGCACAUCGCGUACCAGCUGGUGUACUCCGUGCUGUUCCUGCACGACAACAAGCUCACGCACACCGACCUCAAGCCCGAGAACAUCCUCUUCGUGGACUCCGACUACGAGGUGCUCAGUGUGUACGCUAGCUCUAAGAAGAAGCACGACCUGCGGCGCGUGAAGCGCAGCGACGUGCGCCUCAUCGACUUCGGCAGCGCCACCUUCGACCACGAGCACCACUCCACCAUCGUCUCCACCCGCCACUACCGCGCGCCGGAGGUCAUACUAGAAUUAGGAUGGUCGCAGCCGUGCGACGUGUGGUCGAUCGGCUGCAUCAUGUUCGAGCUGCACCUCGGCAUCACGCUGUUCCAGACGCACGACAACCGCGAGCACCUCGCCAUGAUGGAGCGCAUCCUCGGGCCCAUCCCCUACAGAAUGGCGCGCAAAACGAGAACGAAAUAUUUUUACCACGGCAAAUUAGACUGGGACGAAAAGUCAUCGGCCGCCAGAUACGUCAGAGAAAACUGCAAACCAUUAUUAAGGUACCAACAGAGCAACAGCGAGGAACACCGGCAGCUGUUUGAUCUCAUCACGCGCAUGCUGGAGUACGAGCCCAGCCAGCGCAUCACGCUGCGCGAGGCGCUCAAGCAUCCCUUCUUCAGCAAACUGCCCACACAUCAGAAAUUAGGACACCAGUUUACAAGGCCAUCAUUCCUUAGGCAAUGACCGGUCACGCGGCAGCGGAGCCGGAGCCGCGUCGGCGGGCUCGCGGGAGCGCUCGCACUCGCUGUCGCGGUGAGGCCGCGGCGGUGAGGCCGAGAGGCCGCGGCGGUGAGGCCGAGAGGCCAAGAGGCCGCCCAACUUGUACAUAGAUCGUUAUAAUGAAGUGAUAAGUGAUCAUUAUUUUGUCGAACAUUGUAAUCUAGGUAAUUUGUUGUGAAUCGGUACUUCUCAUUUGUAUUUAUAAAUAAUUAUUCAAAAUAAAGACUGUUGGUCUUAAAUUA